Vanessa tameamea is the source of this 1269-nucleotide messenger RNA. RefSeq names its product tRNA (guanine-N(7)-)-methyltransferase. Gene Ontology annotation, biological process: RNA (guanine-N7)-methylation; tRNA methylation. Bases 124 to 843 code for a protein of 239 amino acids. Gene Ontology annotation, molecular function: tRNA (guanine(46)-N7)-methyltransferase activity. The record is from RefSeq and is a predicted model, not a curated record. Lineage: Eukaryota; Metazoa; Arthropoda; Insecta; Lepidoptera; Nymphalidae. The transcript is spliced from 6 exons. Gene Ontology annotation, cellular component: tRNA methyltransferase complex.
GUCAUAUCAAUUAUCAGUUAGUAGUGCCAAAAAUCAAAAUGUCUUAUCAACAAUGCCACAUGUGUUUUACAAAAGAUUAAAUUUUGACUAUCAAACGAUUUAUGAUAUAUAGCUUAAAUUAAAAUGUCUCUUCCACAAAAGAAAUAUUACAGGCAACGCGCUCAUUCUAAUCCUAUCGCUGAUCAUUGUUUUGAAUACCCUUCUCAUCCAGAUGAAUAUGAUUGGUCAGAGUUAUAUCCAGUUUUAAAGAAAGAUAGCGCUAUUAAGAAUCAAGUUGAAUUCUUAGAUGUUGGUUGUGGAUAUGGUGGACUUUUAGUUACUCUUUCACCAAUGUUUCCGGAAAAUCUUAUGUUAGGUCUAGAGAUACGUGUUAAAGUCUCAGAUUAUGUGAAUGACAGAAUACAAGCCUUACGAUCUCAAUGUGAAGAUAAAUAUCAAAACAUUGCAGUUCUAAGAACAAAUGCUAUGAAAUAUUUACCAAAUUUUUUCCAUAAGGGUCAGCUUAAAAAAAUGUUUUUUUUGUAUCCAGAUCCACAUUUUAAAAAAGCUAAGCACAAAUGGAGAAUUAUAAAUAAGUGGUUACUCUCUGAAUAUGCUUAUGUGCUGGCUGAGCAGGGUAUUGUUUAUACAAUAACAGAUGUAAAAGAUUUACAUGAAUGGAUGGUAACACAUUUUGAAGAACAUCCAUUGUUUGAAAGAAUUUCUGAUGAAGAAUUAAAAGAUGAUAAAAUUGUGGAUAAACUCUAUGAAAGUACAGAAGAAGGACAGAAGGUUACAAGAAAUAAUGGAGAUAAGUUUCUAGCUGUCUUUAAAAGAAUACCAGAUGAUGUACUCAGACAAUAAUAAAUAAUUUAUCAUGCAUUCAUAAAAAUAUUCUUUCUUUCAACCACACCAUAUAUGUAGUUAUAAUGAAAAUAAAAAAAUAUUUAUGCAACAUUAGCUACUAGCCCCAAAAUAAUAGAAUAAAAUUAAUUUUAUACAAUUUUUUCAGUAAUAACCAUUGACUUGUAUAUAUGAUACUAGUGAUUUUGUAAGUUCUUAUGUCUAUUCACUCACUUAAGCAAACCUCUUCAUGUUAAAUUAAGUAGGUGAUGCUGACAAGAGUGCUUACAAGAUGUCUUAGAUGCGUGAUGACUAAGAGUAAAGACAGCAAAAAAAAUACAAAUUGAAUAAUAUUUGUAUAUGAUAUUGAUAUUUUAUUAAAAAAACCUUUAUGACAUGUAUUUGCUUACAUUGUGGUGUUUAUAAUAUUAAAGCUCUUCAACUAAU